CACAUCCGAGUAUCCGACUGCUUAUUGGAUAUAAAUUUCUUUUCAAGUUGAUAUAGAUCGUCUUAGUGUCCGAUGAGAUGGUUUGGGUGCUUAAUGGACUUUCGUGUAUUUGUUAUUAAUUUGAUGGGUCAAACUAUAAAUCUAUUUAAAUGGGGAUAGAAAUCCAUUUUAUUACAAGAUUUCAAAAUUAUAGUUAUGUAAUCAUUUUGUACAAAUGAUAAAACUAAGUGACCAUAUCACAUAAUUAUCCAACAUUUGUGACCUCUCAAAGAUCCCUCAAACCUUGCAACCUACCUCCAAAAAUCCCCAACCUACCUCCAAAAAUCAACACUAGUCACAACUCACAAGAAAAAUAGAAGCAUUUAUAUGAAGGUGCAUGAAAAACUCUAGUCCUACUAUCUCACCAAGUUGCUUUUGUCCAAAAAUAAAAAGAAACAAGGCCCUUCUGUUCUUGUUCUUAUAUUUCCCUCCCAUUCUUCCCUUCCCUAGUUAAUAGCAUCACCCUUUUGAUUUUGUCCAACUUUCCUCUCCACACCUACUUCACGUGUCACCCCUCACUUCUCUCCUUCUGUAAAGCCAUUCACUCACUCACCCCCUUCCAAGAACUAUCAUUAGCCUGCCUGCCAGCAAAAAAUAGAAACUUUCCUCCAUUUCUAGUACCAAGAACCAUAAAUUCAGCACAACCGUAACUCCCCAAAAAACAAAGCCAUGGCUACCUGUGGGAGUCUCCAACACAUCUUUGACAAACCAUUACCUGAAAAGACUCCAUCACCGUCAUCAUCAUCAUCUCUCCUUGAAACCCUUUCUUCUUCCUGGAACCAACUCAAGCCUCCUAUUGACCAUUCCUCCUUCACCGAGCUAUUCGGUGAGCUCCAUUUCAAGGACACCUCUUUCUCAUCAGGCAACCUGAAGAAUCCAUACCCUCUAUCUGGUUCCAAGCUCGCUGACAGCCUGCAGCUGUGCACGGAAGGGCUCGGUUCUGAGAGCUCUGCUGAUGUUGAGGAUCUGAACAACAAUGAUAAUAUAUCAUCGACCACAGGAUGGCAACAUCAAGAACAAGAAGAAGAGGAUAUUGAGAAGCGAACACCAGCAUCACCACCGACAACCACAACAACAAGAGGCAUCAUAGCAAAGCAUUAUUCAGGUUUGGAGAAUCAAAGUAGAGGUGGGGAACACAGGAGAUUAUCGAGGUCUUUUAGUGAUAGAGGGGUUUCCUUCCCUCCACCCAUUUCCUGCAUAGGAAAGACAGGCAAGCCUUGGGUUUGCUUCAAAUCUUACAGGGAGGAUGGCAGGUUUGUUCUGAAAGAAGUGAGGAUCCCUACCCAGGAGUUUCUGCAUGCUUGCAGAGAAGAUGGGAGGUUGAAGCUGCAAUUUGUCCAGCCUGACAAUGAAAUCAGUGAACAGAUGGAAGAUGAAGAUGAGGAAGAUGGGAGCUUUAUGGAGCAUGAUGGUGGAGAUGAGAACGAUGAGGAUGAUGAAUGCAUGAAUCUUGACAAUGCCAAGCAAUGAGGAAUGAAGGGUAAUACAAAGAGAAGAAAGCAGCCUGCUUUACAAGGUUUGGGAAAUCAAUCGACCUUCUUGGGCUGCCAUGCUGGAACAAAGUCAACAGGGAUCCUAUAUUUACUUCCCAAUUGGAUUUGGGUAGACAAAAGAACAAAAGUAUCUUCCAUGUUUAGACUAAAUGUUCCCUUCCCUUCUUUUCUCCUAGACCCUAUUUUCCUUCAUGCACUCAUAGAAAGUAUGUAAAGAACAAGCAUGCAAGUGUAACUGUGCCUGUGUAAGAAUCAGGAAACUUCAAUAUGAUCUCCAGGAAGUCCAAAAUCUACAGUACAUGGUUGUACAUGCAAUCAAUGGAAGAGGUGGGGGAAAAAAUGUCAAAACAAGACAAGUCACCUUAAAUGGAAAAGGUUUGAAGUAUCAACAUCUCCAUUCAUAUAAAUUGCCUUAAAAAAGAAGGGCAACAAGCUCAUGGUCCAGACUUCACCAUGUCUCAAUCUUACCAAAACAUGAACCCUAAAUAUCAUUUUACUGCAGUUCUUUGGCACAGAAUAACUUAUGUACGAACGCAAACCAAAAGUUAUAUUUUGUCAUCUGGGUGAAAACUGAUAACAGCAUUUAAAUUAUGCAGUAAAAUGAUGCAAAAAGU
Molecule: messenger RNA, 2146 nt
Organism: Linum trigynum
Lineage: Eukaryota; Viridiplantae; Streptophyta; Magnoliopsida; Malpighiales; Linaceae
Source: the annotation of a GenBank genome assembly